UGAUUGAUUCAGCAGCAUCGUAUCACUGUAGACGUCCCAUAUUAAUCACUGCAACCUAUUCAUUUCGGACUUAAAUAUAUGCAGAUCAGCUUUAUUUCAUCUUUAUCUCCGCGAGAUACAAGUAAGUGCGUUUGUUUCUGGGUACCGCCGAUAUCCGGGCUCGUGCACAUAGUGUUUGUUGUGGUAGAAUCGCAGCGAUCAAAUGUGCUGCGGCAAGGAUGCAAGAUGUUUUGACCACAGCAGACAUUGAAUAGCGUGAUUGUCCCUCUAACAACAUGGAGGAACAAAAUUCAGUAAAAGAGUGGCGUCCUGCCCUAUCCAUCUCAGCGCGUGAAGCAUGCAAUGUAUUUAUUCGGAAAGGGUUUUGUCGCGCGCGCUGGCCUCCAGUCGCUAAUGCAUAACAGUCCUAGUGUUUGCCAUAUUAUGCAUGCAGAUGUGUCGUACAGCUGCAUCCCUUAGGAUCUUUAUAAAUUUCCAGCUGUUAAGAGCCCUUGGAAAUAUGAGCCAAACAUCAGAGCCUUCAGCCGAUGCUGCUGUGACUGAAGCUCCAGUUUCUCAAUCUGAAACCAAGCAAUCAACAGCAGGGAAGAAACAGAACAAAAAGAAAGUAGAAGAAGUGGUGGAAGAAGAAGAAGAGGAGUAUGUUGUAGAGAAGGUUUUGGAUCGGCGCGUGGUGAAGGGAAGAGUGGAGUAUCUCCUCAAGUGGAAAGGCUUUUCUGAUGAAGACAACACUUGGGAACCUGAGGACAACCUGGACUGUCCUGACCUCAUAGCAGAAUUCCUUCAGUCGCAGAAAUCGGCUGAAUCUGGAGGCAAGAGGCGGGCCGAAUCUGACGGAGAUGGAAAGGAAACCAAAAAGCGCAAGGAUGAGCCUGAGAAACUCAGAGGUUUUGCACGUGGUUUGGAUCCUGAGAGGAUUAUUGGUGCUACAGACUCAAGUGGAGAACUCAUGUUCCUCAUGAAAUGGAAAAACUCUGAUGAAGCUGAUCUUGUACCAGCCAAGGAGGCGAAUGUAAAGUGUCCACAAGUGGUCAUCUCCUUUUACGAGGAACGCCUCACCUGGCAUUCAUACCCCACUGAAGAGGAAGAGAAGAAGGAUGACAAAAAUUAGACGACAACGGAAAAAAAAAUUGAUGUAAGGACAGUCGAUAUCAGUCGUGGCCAUUGAUCUGCUUUUUUGUUGUUGUUCUUUUUUUUUUUUAAAAGAUGGCAAAGGAAAAUUGUCAGAAACAAACUUGUACAAAGCAACAUUAUAAACUAAUCUACAUAGGUUUCAGCGUAUUUUAGUUUUGGCACCAUUGCCGUAGAUGAAGCGAAUAGAACACUAGAAAGGUGACUUUGCACCUUUAAUGUACUCUUUAAAAACAUUCAAAUCAUAUUCAGAUUUAAAUUUAUACAACAUAUUGAAAAGCAUCACAGUCUGAUAUUCAUACAUGUGAUUUAAAAACAAAUAAAAAAUCUUUACAUGUUAGAAAUGCCCCCUACCCUGUGUAGAUUACAAUGUUUUAGUCUGUCAUAUACUGGGUCGGUUUCAUUUGAUGCUGUAGCUGUCUCUAAAACGUCCUGAUGUAUUUCAUGAUCCUUAAUUUAUGUUUAUAUAACUAAUGUUAAAAUAUUACUGCCUUAACAGAUUAUUAAGAAAACGUCACUUUUAUACAUCUGUCAAUGCAGGUGGUCAUUGAAUGCAUGACUGUAUCUGGGCCCAUGGAGAAAGGUUUAGGAUAUAAGCCUUAUUAAACAUUCGGAAUUGGCUUUGAUAUAUUUGGUUUUAUAAAGUCAUGCCAGCAGCUGUUACUCUUCAGUGUUUAUUUGCCCAUGAACUAUUACGUGUCUGGUCUUACCAUAGGUGCUAUUUGUGAGUCAGCCCCAUUGGAUAUUAACAGUCUUUCUUAGACAGUUGUGUUUGUAAAUAUUCCAUUUCCUUGCACAUCAGUAUCACUGUGUACAGUCAGCUGAAGGUUUGUUUUUACUUUGGUACUCUUUUGUCUUAUUACUGUUACACAACAAAGUAAAAGAACUGUAACCUCCUGAACACAUUUCAAGUAUGUUUUUAUGUUUUGAGCUUUAACGAUUGUAUGCUAGUUUGGUUUAACCAUGUUAUUAGAGCAUAUUAUCAGAGCAUUUGCCAUUGAAUUACCAUUUUCAAAAAUAAAAAUCUUUGUUGUAAUUCUGUCAAAA
Messenger RNA from Pimephales promelas (fathead minnow), 2178 nucleotides. RefSeq names its product chromobox 1b (gene cbx1b). NCBI's taxonomy places the organism in Eukaryota, Metazoa, Chordata, Actinopteri, Cypriniformes, Leuciscidae. The record is from RefSeq and is a predicted model, not a curated record. Gene Ontology annotation, cellular component: nucleus.